Molecule: messenger RNA, 1413 nt
Organism: Alnus glutinosa
Lineage: Eukaryota; Viridiplantae; Streptophyta; Magnoliopsida; Fagales; Betulaceae
Product: low-temperature-induced 65 kDa protein-like
Exons: 4
Coding region: 51-1223 (390 amino acids)
Biological process (GO): response to abscisic acid; response to stress
Source: RefSeq, a predicted model, not a curated record
CUUCUUGGACAGUAACUACAACAACCAAGCAGAUUAUUUUCUUUGAAAAUAUGGAUUCACGUAUAACACAUCCUGAUCAUGGUCACAAUUACGAUCAUGACCCCCAUAAUGCUGCUCUGCAUCCUGUGGCCCAAGGUGAAGAUGAGCACGCCCAUGAGAGGAAGUCGGUGAUGAAGAAGGUGAAGGCAAAGGCAAUGAAGAUAAAGGACACGCUCAAGAAGCAUGGCCAUGGUCAUGACCACGACCAUGAUCAUGAUCAUGAUUAUCAACGCGUUGGCCAUCAUAUUGCUGAUGAUCAUGAUCUUGAUGAGGAAGAUGACGAGGAUGAAGAAACAGUUGAAGACCCAGAAGUUCAUGGUGUGUCAGAAGAGAGAUACGUUACCAAAAUCAGUGAGCCAAUUACAUUAUCACAUUCUCCAGGAGUUUAUGGGACCAAAGCCACUGAUCCAACAGGCACAGGUGGUGAGGUAGCAGGAAUCACCCCAAUACUUCAGUCAUUUGUCAAAAUGAAUGUCCAUGAUGAACCGGAUCCAAAAUCCGCUGGAGUAGCAGACCAUAACUUGCCCAUUUCAACCGGCAAUCAGUUUACCAAUUUACCUACUGGAAGCCAUGACCAGUUCUCUCCAGAACCAGUUCCCCCCGAGCCAGAGGCGAAAGCCUUCCGAGAUAAACCUCAACUCCCAGAAAGCUUUACUACCAAACUGGAAAACUACCCACAUGAUGAUAUAUCCGGGAAACCAUCAAACCAGAGCAGCUACGCUGAGAAAAUCUCAUCAGCUGCCACCUCUGCCAUCGCUGACAAAGCAAUCUCUGCGAGUAAUGUUGUUGCUUCAAAGCUCGGAUAUGGUGAGAAAGAUGACACAACCAGGAAUGAAGACAAAGGAGUAGUGUCUGUGAAGGACUACGUUCUGGAGAAGUUGAGGCCUGGUGACGAGGAUAGGGCGCUAUCUGAAUUGAUUUCAGAUGCAUUACACAAGCAGAGGAGGCCGGAAGAGCCAGAGAAGGCAAAGAUGCGGCCUGUGGGGAAGGUGACAGAAUCAAAGGAGGUAGCAAGCCGGUUAGGCACCAAGGAUGAGAAUUAUGGGAAACGGACGCAAUCGAGCUAUCUGGAUAGCCAGGGAACGGGUGUGGUGGAUAAGCUUAAAGGUGCUGUUGGUUCAUGGUUCAGGUUACGUGGAGAGUCGCAAUCCCAAGUUCCUCAGCAGCCGCAUGGUGAUCUGUGAUCAUGAGGGUAUUUCAAAUUCUGCUGGGGGAGAUGUAGGAUACAGUAGCCAUACUGAAGAAGGAAGAAGGCUUCAGGAGAACUAAGAAGAGUUGAUCCUUAAAAGUUUGUUUUUUAAUCAAAUGUAUGGUUUGGUGUGGAUAUAUAGAAUAGCAAUAAUAAGUGAAUUGACAUUACAUUUGUGGCUGCUA